Dovyalis caffra is the source of this 1002-nucleotide messenger RNA. The record is from the annotation of a GenBank genome assembly. NCBI's taxonomy places the organism in Eukaryota, Viridiplantae, Streptophyta, Magnoliopsida, Malpighiales, Salicaceae.
AUGACCGAAACUACGGUUUUCUCGAAAGUCUCAGACGACGUCGUACUCAACAUCUUCUCCAAACUAGAAGACGAUCCUCGCAACUGGGCCCGCCUCGCUUGUGUCUGCACCAAAUUCUCCUCUCUCAUACGCGAUAUCUGCUGGAAAUCCAAGUGCAAUAAAACCAUCCCUUCCGUCGUCGCUGAUCUCCUACCCUCCCCUGACUCCUCCUUCCCCGGUGGCUGGUCUGCCCUCCACAAGCUCGCUGUCUGCUGCCCUGGCCUCCUCCACGCCGGUGUCCUCCUCGAGCACUCCGAUUUCGGCCUCGAACGCGAGCUGGGCCCCGACGAUUAUAUGCACAAAUCCAAAAUCACACCGUCCCAACCCCAACACCCUCAACAAGCGUCUCCUUCUAUUUCUAAUUUAGAAAACUGUGAUUCCUCUUGGUCCUUAUUCGAUGAUUUAUAUUACGACACCGUUUACAACGUAUCCGACUCACAGGAUGGUGCUACUACUAGUGGUGAAGGGAAUGGAGAGGUAAUCGGUGAUAAUGAUGAUAAAAGAGUUGAUGUUGGUGGUAAGGCGGGCGACGAUUUUUCUGUUAGCAAGAGAAGGAAAGUUUGUAGAUCUUUGAGGUCUCAUUUGGCAUCUGGGGUUUGGAAUUUGAGCAGAGAACAAGGGAAUAAACUAUUAGCCAGUCGGUUUCGAGGGGAUUGCUUGUACAUUUGUGAUUGGCCUGGUUGUGUGCACGUUGAAGAGAGGAGGAAUUAUAUGCUGUUUAGAGGGAUUUUUAAGAAUUUUCAGAAAUCGAGGGUUUGGAGGACGAUACAUGAUGGGAAUAGGAGCAAGAUUGAUUUGAAUUGUGCGUUUUGUGCAUGUAAGGAGACUUGGGAUUUGAAUUCCUCGUUUUGUUUGAAGAGAGGGUAUGGGUAUCAUGACGAUGGCGAGCCUGUUGUUCGAGCUUAUGUUUGUGAGAAUGGGCACGUCUCCGGUGCUUGGACUGAUUGGCCAUUGUACACUUGA